Messenger RNA from Aquila chrysaetos chrysaetos, 2581 nucleotides. It is a transcript of the gene ELMOD1, whose product is annotated as ELMO domain containing 1. Gene Ontology annotation, molecular function: GTPase activator activity. The transcript has 13 exons. NCBI's taxonomy places the organism in Eukaryota, Metazoa, Chordata, Aves, Accipitriformes, Accipitridae. Bases 384 to 1370 code for a protein of 328 amino acids. The record is from RefSeq and is a predicted model, not a curated record.
CACCCGCCUUCCUCCGCCUCCUCUUCCUCCUCCUCCUCACCUUCGCCGGCCGCCGCGCCGGGUGACCCAGAUCGCGGCGGCAGCAGCAGCACACCCGCCCGGCGAGGAAGGACGGCCCGGGACGGCGGGGAUGGCGCGGCGCGGAGCGCACUGAUAUCACCUGCAAAGAAGAGGUUAUCAGUGAUCAACAGAUUGCGGUUCUAGCAGCACAAACCAAACGGUCACCAUGAAACACUUCCUAAGGACUUCUGCAAGCAAGAAUUCCCUUUUAUAAAGAACAACCCUUUGAAAACAAACUUGUUACUUUUUAUGCUGUUCAUGUUACAAAUGGAAGAUUUCAACUGUUGUAAGCUUGAGAUGGAUGAGUAGUAGAAAAUUGAAGGAUGUUUGUCCAGGUAUGCCUGUACUUCUACUGCAAAUGCUUGUGGCGCUGCCUGAAAUUCGUGGUCAGGAAACUAACAGGUCAAUGUGAAUUGCAAAGGAUCUGUUACAAUACCAAACCUGGAGCUGCCAGAACUAUGAAAAUAGAGGCAUCACUGAAAGGUUCAAAAAGUAAGCGGCUGCAAACUUCAGUAAGUGUUCACCCUGAUGCUAUUGAAAAAACUAUAGAUGACAUCAUGGAGCUGAAAAGGAUUAAUCCAGAUAUAAAUCCACAGUUGGGAGUAUCUCUUCAGGCAUGCCUGCUGCAGAUUGUGGGGUACAGAAAUCUGAUUGCAGAGGUUGAAAAGCUGCGCAGAGAGAUGUACGAUUCGGAGAAUCCGCAACAUGAGGAAAUGCUUCUGAAGUUGUGGAAAUGCUUGAAGCCCAAUUCGCCACUGAAAGCUCGGAUUUCAAAGCAGUGGUGUGAAAUUGGUUUCCAAGGUGACGAUCCUAAAACAGACUUUAGAGGAAUGGGUCUCCUGGGCUUAUAUAACUUGGUGUAUUUUGCCGAAUGGGACACUGAGAUAGCUCAGCAAGUUCUCUCUGAUUCUCUUCAGCCUAAAUACAGGGAAGUCACUAAGAAGGAACCAAGCCAAUUCAGCAAAGCCGAAUGGGAGAAGAAAAAGCUUGAUAAGGCAAUCGGCUAUUCUUUUGCUAUCGUGGGCAUUAACAUAACAGACCUCGCAUACAACCUGCUUGUGAGUGGAGCUCUGAAGACCCAUUUCUACAAUGUUGCUCCAGAAGCACCAACACUAACUCACUUUCAGCAGACGUUCUGCUACUUAAUGCAUGAAUUCCACAAAUUCUGGAUUGAAGAGGAUCCACUGGACAUAAUGGAGUUCAAUCGUGUCAGAGAAAAAUUUCACAAGCGACUCUUGAAACAGCUCCAGAACCCAGAGAUGGCUCUGUGCCCUCAUUUUGCUGCAUCAGAAAGUUUAAUCAAUAUGUAGUUACUCACUCGAUUUUAUUUGGAAACACUAUCUCACUCUUGUAUUAGAUCACUGUUUAGACCAUCACUAGCAUACUGAAUGACCAUGCUGAUUGUAUGCAUGUUUUUGGUGCAGUAUUCAUCUAUUUUUGUCACAGGUACUAGAUCCCCUUAUGCUUCUCUUUUGGGGGAUUUCUCAUUUUAAAGGGGUGCUCAUAUUGCCGCGUUAUGCAAGGUUACAUUCUGAAUUGACAUCCAUGUAUCAGAGUUUUUCUAUUUUUUUAGACCUCCUCAUAAUUCAGCAUUGACAAUUGAAUUGUAUUUCUCUAGCUGUUUUUUUGUAUAUGUGGAAUAAGUAGCUGGAUCUUGUAUUGUGAAAGCUUUUUAACUUCUUGGUAUGUUUUAAGGUAACUACUGGCAUUUCAAGCAAAAUAUAUGUUUGGACCUCGUCUAGAAAAUAAUGUGUGUAAUUUAAUCUGGUGCAGGCACACACAUUAAAGUCCAAUUUUCUCCAUGCAGCCAUUAUAUGCUUAAUGCAGAAUUAGUGAGGCUUAUGAGAUACAAGUUUCAGUGAGAAGAGUUUAUGCAGAUUUACAAUCAGACUCCGCAGCUGCAUGAAUACCAAAUGGUCUGGUGAUGCUAAUACAUUCACAGUGAACUGCAAACACACUCACAACUACUGGAUACUGGCAGGGACCAAAAAUUAUAUCAUCAGGCUGUUGUCACCACCACCCCCAUGCUGAAGCAUGGUCUAAAUUCCUGCACGUUCCUUUGAAUAUACAGGGGUUAGUAUUUUGUGUCGCAUGUUGGAAGGCAACGUGAUUUGGUCACAUUGUGCUUGGUGAAUUCAGGGGAGCAAAAAUCUAUAUAUUUUUUUGAACUAAUGAAAAUGUUGUGUUGGUUGUCAAUUCAGUUCCUAAGAACUGGGAGAAAUAAUUGAUUAGAAGGCUUAGAGCAAGACCACUUGAGUUUCCCAGACUACUUAUAAAAAAAAUUAAAAAUGGCAAACUGCCUUUUUCUAAAAACAUAAAUGGGUAAAAGUGUCUGACACUAAGAUUGUGUAGUAUAUUGAACAGCAUCUACCAUGGCAUUUCAUACCCAUGGUAUUUUUUUACCUUCUAAGCAAUCAAUUUUAGUAUUAUAUGUUUGUGUAAAUCACUUGCAUAUGGAGAUUAAAUUGAGUAGUGUCCAACUACUUGUGAAUUAUAUGAAUAAAUUAUAUGUCAUUCUAAA